GGAUAAGAACGCCCCACCAUUCUUCCGCCACAGCGAUGAGCUUUGGCAAGACGAACUAUCGCUUCGGCGGCACCCGCGGUGGUCAAGAUCAGUUUAAGUGGGACGACGUAAAGAACGACAAGUACCGCGAAAACUACCUGGGGCAUUCGCUCAAUGCGCCCGUGGGCCGAUGGGUCAAAGGUACAAGGAUUCCAAGCACCACCAUGAUUUCUUCAUGGACAAGUGUAGGCAAGGACUUGACCUGGUACUCCAAGGGAAAGGGGGGGCAGAGCGCUGUAUUGGCCGAGGAGAUCGCUCUCGCGAAGCAGCGCGAUGAGGAUCGCAUGAACGAGGCUCUAGGAAUUGCACCAAAGCGCCAUCACGAGCCUACUGGUGCCCUCGAUGCCAACGAAAUGAAGACGUUGCUCAAGCGUGGAGAAACAGAGCGCAACGACGGCGAUGCCGAGCGCGUGGAAGGGCUUGGGGCUGCCACGUUUGUCACGGGGUAUGAAGAUCCAACCGCGAAAAGACGAACGAUGGCGGAGCGAUACCAAGACAACGUGGGCAAACAGGAUCUGACCCAUGGCCUUCCGGGUGUCCACAACGACGACGAGGCGGACGAGAAAUCGCGGAAAAAGGACGCCAAAAAGCAAAAAAAGAUGAAAAAAGAAGCCAAAAAGGAGGCCAAAAAGCACAAAAAAGAACGAAAACGGAGCAACCGAUCGCCAUCCCGCGAACGAGAGUCGAAGCGGUCGAAACGCGACCGAUCUCGCGACUAACGUUAAUCAACGUUGAUAUAUGGACGUCAAACACGCUACACUUGGUACUAUUAUCAGUCAUAGUCGUUAGUAUUUGAAUACUACAUAGUAGUUCUAAGUAGACGAAAACGAUAUCCUAUUCUCGGUUGACGGCAUCUUGGGCUACGGCGACCCAGUUGACGCGGCACAGCAAGAGUUGGUACACGACAAAGGCGGUGAGCGAGCCAAACGUGAAGCCGGCCCACAGCCCCUCGACGCUCCACUCCAAGUACACGCCAAAGAGGACGGCCACGGGCACCCCCACGAGGUAAAACGCGGCGGCAUUCACGCCACUGGCCACGUCCUGCUUGCCCAUCGCUCGAAAGAAGCCCUGGCACGCAGCGUUCAUGGCGUCGACGACGUGCAACGGAGCGAUAAACCACAGCGCAGUGCUUCCUCGUCUACAAGAUGACCCAUAUAAUAGUCGAUUUG
This is a messenger RNA of Aphanomyces astaci, 1208 nucleotides long. RefSeq lists its product as hypothetical. NCBI's taxonomy places the organism in Eukaryota, Oomycota, Saprolegniomycetes, Saprolegniales, Verrucalvaceae. The record is from RefSeq and is a predicted model, not a curated record. Bases 36 to 758 code for a protein of 240 amino acids. The transcript is spliced from 3 exons.